AUGGGCGCUACUCGCUUCUUUGGCUCCCAGGUCGGCGGCCAGGCCGUCAUCAACUACGCCUAUACCGACCUUCCCUCACGCCUCCUGAUGUGGGAUAUUUACUAUUUCUUCUACUACGCUUGGGCUCUGCCCUGGAUCCUGAUGCCCAUUGGCACAGGAGACGACUGGCCCAACUCAGGCCACCUCGACGAACUGGCCUGGACAUGGCAGAACGCCUUCUGCAUCGUUGUCCAUGCCGUCCUCGUUGUUCUGCAGAUGCUCUUCCUGCUGUGGCUACCCUUCGUUGUCGUGCUCCCCAUUUGGACCGCUGCCAUCGGUUUCGCCGUCUUCUUCACUGUCAACUGGGCGCUUUGUCUGCUGCUCAACGGUCCGAGCAUCGAGUAUCACUCCGAUCCUCAUUACGCGCCGGCCUUGCCCGAGCAUGCCGAUGAGCAAUGGAUCUUUAUCAAUGGUGUUGCCGUGGGAGACCACUGGAUGAGAAACAACUUAAACAGGCUGGCGCUCACCUUUAAGCGUCCCGUACUUGGCAUUCAUAACCGCACCUCAGGCAUCGUCUUCGACGUAGUAGAAUGCCUGAUUCAACGCAAUCUCAGUUACGCCACCUCCGACGUCCGACUGGCUUAUCGUAUCGUCAAGCAGAAGCUCUAUGAGCCCAGAUUUUCGAGGGUCAUCUUCAUCCUGCAUUCGCAAGGUGGUAUUGUGGGCGGCCUAGUCCUCGACUGGUUGCUCCAGGAACUCCCUCAAGAUCUCCUCUCCAAGCUGGAGGUUUAUACCUUUGGCAACGCGGCAAACCACUUUAACAACCCUCACCGUCAUGUCAUCUCACAGGCCCUCGCCCAGGACGACCCUCUCGCUGCCCUCACCACGACCACGACGGAGAUUACCCAAAAGACUCGGACCACGUCUCCUAUAUCAUCGCUGGCCCCAGGCGAUUCUUUUCAGACCCGGGAACUCCCCGAAGAGGACGUCAAAGGAGGCCAAAACGGAUCCGAAAGCAGAAGCGGACUGCCUGGUACACCCAGCCUCCGCGAAACGACUUCCUCGCUCUCUUCAACACGCACCUCGAGUGCCGCGCGCGACCGCGCGCUCGGCCACGUGGAACACUACGCGCACACCACCGACUUCGUGGCCCUCUGGGGCGUCCUGCAUUUCUGCACGUCCCAGACGGCGCAGCGCACGAUACCGCGCUUCAUCGGACGGCUCUUCGCUCGCGCCUCGGACCGCGGCGGGCAUCAGUUCUGCCAACACUACCUCAACGGCAUGUUCCCGCUCGAGCGCGAUCCGAACACCGGCAGGCUCGUGGGGUGUGCCGAGGACAACGAGUUCAUGGAGAGCGAGAUUCUCGUCGGAUCUGAGGACACGGUCGGGCACCACGCCCGGGAGGCAUUCGAGAUAUCCUGGCUCGGUUCCGGGGGGUUCGGUAGUGGAGACGUCCCCGCCGAGGUUGCGGUUCACGGAGUUUCUAGGCGUAAGUCGAAGGGGGUCGUCAAGGUCAAGGAGCUUUCGCGGCUUUGGAUGUACCGCAACGGUAUGUCGCCUCCGGAUGUCCAACCAUGGCUCGUGAUAGAGAAGGGAGUCGUCCGAAAUACAGAGAAACUACCUAGGUAUUCUAGAGAGGAGGGGACGUGGGCAGAUAUGGGGUAG
This is a messenger RNA of Sodiomyces alkalinus F11, 1644 nucleotides long. RefSeq lists its product as hypothetical. The coding region runs from base 1 to 1644 and encodes 547 amino acids. The transcript is spliced from 2 exons. The record is from RefSeq and is a predicted model, not a curated record. Lineage: Eukaryota; Fungi; Ascomycota; Sordariomycetes; Glomerellales; Plectosphaerellaceae.